Messenger RNA from Anthonomus grandis grandis, 1821 nucleotides. RefSeq lists its product as uncharacterized. NCBI's taxonomy places the organism in Eukaryota, Metazoa, Arthropoda, Insecta, Coleoptera, Curculionidae. The transcript has 2 exons. Bases 1 to 1245 code for a protein of 414 amino acids. The record is from RefSeq and is a predicted model, not a curated record.
AUGUUUAAUAAUAUAGAAAUUGAAAAGAAUCUUUUUGAUUUAAGUUCAGAAGAGGAUGAUUCCGAAGAUGAGCAUACAAAUAAUUUAUUAAGUUGUAUGCUUAUGGCGGAUAAAAGAAAACACAGAUUUUGGAUAUCAAAUCAUUUAGUAGAGCGAAAACAAUUUGGCGAAUUUCAUAAAUUAAUUCCAGUGUUAAGUGAUGAGCAGUUUAAAAAUUACUUUAGGCUUUCUAGAGCUCAGUUUGUGGAAAUUCAUGAAUUAAUAAGAUUUGAAAUUAUAAAGCUUAAUACGAACUACCGAGAAAGUGUCACAACAGAGGAGCGUUUGGGUGUAUGUUUAAGAUUUCUAGCGACGGGCGAUUCCUACAAAACAAUUGGAUAUAGUUUCCGUUUAGGAGAAAGAACUGUCUCAAAGAUAGUUAAUGAAGUUUGUUCAUCCCUUUGGUCCCAGUUGCAACCGACAUUCAUGAAAAUGCCCGACCAAGAGUCUUGGAAAGCCUAUGAAUUGGAAUUUAGAGAACGAUGGCAGUUUCCAAAAUGUGUCGGUGCUAUAGACGGCAAGCAUGUGGUUAUAAAAGCCCCACCGAAUUCAGGUUCAUCGUUUUUUAACUACAAGAAAACUUUUUCUGUAGUAUUGAUGGCCAUAGCAAGUGCCAAUUAUCAACUGAUUGCAGUCGACAUUGGGUCAUCAGGCAGAUUUAGUGACGGGGGAAUAUUUGCUGAUAGUCCUAUUGGGCGAAGGUUAAAAACAAAUUCGUUUAAUUUUCCUGAACCUAGUCUCAUGGAAAAUUAUAAUGAAUAUAAUUUUCCCUUCGUAUUAGUCGGAGAUGAGGCAUUUCCGCUCAUGGUAAAUCUAAUGAGACCAUUUCCAAGACGAUCUUUAAAUAAAGAAAAUCGUGUUUUUAAUUAUCGCUUGAGCAGAGCUAGACGAGUUAUAGAAAAUACUUUCGGUAUAUUGGCAGCAAGAUUUCGAAUCUAUAAACGUCCAUUGGAAUGCAAAUUGGAGAGUAUAGAUAGCAUAAUUAAAGCGACCUGUGUUCUACAUAAUUAUUUAGGCACUAGGGAAGGUAGAUCGCCUAAUAUAAAUGAAGAACAAUUAGGAAAAAGUUUGCCUGAAAAUCAGUGGUUGCCAUUAGCACAUAGAGGUGUAAGAGCAACAGCUGAAUCUUUUGCCAUAAGGCAGAACUUUUGUAACUACUUUAACUCUGACACAGGAAGGAUUCCGUGGCAAGAUAAAAUUAUGUAAAUAACCAGGAGUAAUAAAACAAAUUGUCGUACGUUUUGUAUUUAUUUUAAGUAUCCUGUACCAAAUUUCUUGAAUAAAUGGUUCUUUUCGAGUUAAAAUAAAGAAUAAAUAAAAAUAAAUAUUAAAAUUUAACACCCUAUACCUUAGUAACCAUUUACUUUAGGUAAGUAUGGAAUAUAGAUAAAUAAUAUAGGUAUACAGGGUGUUUUACGUAACCACACUACUGUAAACUACACCCCUACUCGCUUAUUUUGAAUGAAACAGCCUAAUAUUGUUACUUUUUUGGAUUUCACAUUUCACACUAGAUUCUAAAAACUUUAAUGUAUCACACUUUUAUCUUUAUCCAACUGUUUUUAAAAUACAGGAUGCCAAAUAAAUAAUAUAGUGACUUUUACGACUUUAUGGGACUCUAGAGCUAAUUCUGUUAAAAGAUGGAGUGAAAUAAAGUUCAUUUUUCUAUCUUAACUUUUUCGGACCAAUCUGUGUGAUUUUUUAAUUUUGUGUUUAAUUUUGUUUUUAAUUUUUAAUUCUGUGUGAAUUUGUGUGAUUUUAAUUUUAUUUAUUUAAACUUACCGU